Messenger RNA from Macrosteles quadrilineatus (aster leafhopper), 3296 nucleotides. RefSeq lists its product as uncharacterized. The transcript has 6 exons. The record is from RefSeq and is a predicted model, not a curated record. Bases 1 to 792 code for a protein of 263 amino acids. Lineage: Eukaryota; Metazoa; Arthropoda; Insecta; Hemiptera; Cicadellidae.
AUGUACAGUGAUACCGUUCCUACCCUCGGUAUACCUCCCUACGCAGGAGUUGUUACUGACAGAUCAUCAGAGCUGGGUGUUGUUGUCUGUCAUAGGAGUACCUCAGGUGCUGGCUCAUGUACAGGUAUGUCUACAUCAGUGUCUGAACCUCUAGUGAUACCGUUCCUACCCUCAGUAUACCUCCCUACGCAGGAGUUAUUACUGACGGAUCAUCAGAGCUGGGUGUUGUUGUCUGUCAUAGGAGUACCUCAGGUGCUGGCUCAUGUACAGGUGUUUUCUUCCUCCGAUGGAUCUUACCUGUCCGUGGUCGAGGCAAAGCGUCCAGACGCCAAUACUGUGGUUUUCCAAGUAACUGUCAACGCUCUUAGCCCUGAGAGGCAACUGUAUCUGUACGUGUUCUCUCCGCUCACUGGCCAAAACAUUACUGUGCCUGUACACAUGAAUGUGAGGGGAGGUUUAGCUUCACCUUGCUUGGCAAGACCAGCCUCCAAGUGGGUGUUGGAGCUAGAGAAACUGUGGGGAACAACUUCCACCAUCAUCUCUCUUAUUGUCAUCUUUCUGGUCAUCUGGUACUCAAGUGUAUUCAGCUGGGUACGAGUACUAGCACCACCUCCUGCUGUCUAUGCCAACAGCACUCCCACUGCUACUACCAUGAUCAACGGGUCUCCGUCGCCACAUUUUUCCGAGCAGAGGCCGUUCCUCUACCGUCAGCCGUUUUCUGAUGAAGAGCCCGUCUAUGGAGACCCUAACUUUUCCCCUUCCCCUCAGAUGAGCCGACGCAGUCGCAGAUAGUCGGCUGAUCAAUUUAGUGCCUUUGUACAGAACUGAUAUUUAUUUUUUCGUAAUGACAUGUGUUCAUAGUUGUUAAUGUGUUGGAGUCCGUAAGUUUAUUGCCUUAUGUAGCCAGAGUUUCAAGAUGAUUCUUCAAAUUGAGUCUUGUUUAGUAACAAAUCAUAAAAUACUCAAAUUAUUUUGAAAAGGGGGAGUUUUGCUAUCUUAUCCAAAUAAAUAAAAUCCAGGCUCUAAUAAAAUAGUUACACAAUAAAAAGUCAUGAAACAUAACACUGAUUUUUAUCCUUGUAGACUUCUUCAGGGAUUAGAUUGAGAAAAUGUCAAUUAACUUCAACCUACCCUUUGAAGAAAACCUAUAUUACGAUGAAACAUCAGUUUAAUGUAUUUUGACCUUUAGUAUAUCUUAUCAGCCCCUGGACUCUUAAUUUUCUUAGGUAAAAUAGUUGAUUUUUUAAAUUCUUAACAACUAGCUACUUGGCUUUCCUUUUCACCCUUCCUACAGAUAAUGCAAAGUCACUUAAAGUUACUUUUAGAAGAAAGAGCACCUGUCUUAUGAAUACAUUAAGGAAGAAGGAAUGCAUAUGCAAUUAACAAAAACAAUUGAUCCGAGAAAAUAUAUCCAGUUAGUUGAGGUAGCAUACAAACAGUUGGAAACACAAUUUAUAUGAUAUUUCGCUCCUACAAGAGGUCUUCUUCACUCUGUAAAACAUCUCUAUUUAUUUGUGUUUUAAACUUGUCUGCUGUAAAAUAACUGGAUUUAUUUUCUUAGAUAAAAUUUUGUUCUCAGGCCUAAGUUAGUCUAUUUCUUUUUUUGUGUAAUAUUCGCAAGUCACUAGAGGUAAUGUUUUAGAUUCGCUUGUUAAUUUACAAUGUGCUCUUCCACUAAUUAAUUGUCAUUAGUAUUGUCCAAACACAAGGAAUACAAGGCUGUGAAACCAGAUGAAUAAAGCACAGCUUCUAGUCUUCGUAAAACCAGUGUUGCCAAGUGUUGAAAAGCACAACAAAUUGGAAAAAUGUAGGGUUUUGCUUCACAUUAAGGUGUAGUAAGUUUGAUAGUUCAAAGUAUUUUGGGCCAAUUUGAAACCCAACUUUUUUCAAAACUCUCAAAGAACAUUGGUAGCAAAAUUUACCUCAGGCUCCAACAAGUUCAACAGGGUGUUCUAGAACCUAGAUGAAGAAAUUAUUUGUAAGUUACCACUAUUAAUGACUCAAUGAAAGCCCUAACCUUUUUGAUCAAAGGGUUAGUUUGUGAUAAUUACUUGUAAAUUGUAAACAUUGACAAUUGUAGUUGCCUUAAAUUAGACAAACAUCAUGAAAGAUUAUGUCAAUCUAACUAUUGGAAAUAUUAAUUUUUCAUUAGUUUUUUGACUGGAAAUUCCAAAUAGUACUGAUAUUUUAGACUCUACUACACCCUGUUUAAAUAAGUAGUUGUUAACUGUGACUUAAUAAUAAGUAGUUUUAAGAUGUGUACCUUUGUAAUUAAUAGGGUUGUAAAAUUAUUUAGGACAUUCAAAUGGUUGUAAAAUAUUUUACGCUUACUAUUUGACCACUGUUAUUUUCCUGAAGGCUUUAUACAUGUGACGGAAAGAAUAAUUGAUUUAUAAUGUACGAUUUGUAAAAGUGUAGGUUUUUUCAGACGACUAAUAAAACAUACUUUAAUUAAGAGUGUUUAUUUAAAACAAGCUACUUUUUGCUCAUUUGGAAGAAAUAUAUUUCAAUUUACAAUGAAUUACUAUUCAUCAAAUAACAAAUUUGAUUUAAGAAUAUUUAACAAAACAACUUUUUUUAACAAACAUUUUCUGUUACUGGGUAAUAAAUCUUUCAAGACACAAGUUUGUUUCAUUGCAAAUUAAACUUGAUAAGUUUCACGUUGAUACAGUAACUCAUUGAGUAUCAGUAUGUCUAGUCUUCCAUGUCUAUAAAUUUGAUGAUGAUUUUGAGCUGAAACUUUGUACAAAAAUUUAGUUUUUUAAAAUUAAAAUGCAAGUUACUUUACUUUUGAUGUCAUUCUAUAGUCUAAGUUUUGUCCUGAUGAUUUCUUUACAUUCUAUUUUAACUGUUAACUUUACUGUUAAUAGUUUUGUCAUUUUAUGUUCAACGUUCUACUAAAAGUUGUAAUUUUUGUAUUAAAUGGUUAAUAAAAUAUUUGCCAUACUUACACUAUAGAAUAGGUACAUUUAAGCAGCUUUAGUUGUUGGUUGUUAUCUCAAAUAAUUUAAGAUUAAAGGUUAGUUUUAAACUUGAGGCUUCAACCAAAUUUUAGGGUAGUUUUUGUUUUUAUUCUACUUUAACGUUUUGUUUUUUUUACUUCUCUUUGUGCCACAAUUUACUUACCGUACUGUAAUUUUCAUACAACAAACAACCCUUAAAGACAACUUUUAUUUAGGUUUAAAGAGUUUUUUUUUUGCCUUUUUGAAGUAAACUAAAUACCGUAGUUAAGACAUUGUGUUGUUAAAUUGUGUUCUUUGUAGUAAAAAAUUGUUUUUUUUUUUUAUUAAAAUAUA